AUGAGGGUCACACAAGCAGACCACGAUUGGUUUCAUUUACAGCUCCAGCUCAGCGAGCGGGCGGAAGUAAAGCAGUUCUACCUCGCGCUUCCCCCCUCUGUGGGGAAGGAUCUCCUCCAGUUGUCAUGCGAGGCGCCGUGGAGGCUCGAGGAGGCGCUCCGCGCCGCGCGUUUGAUCGUCUGCGAUGAGCGGCAGCUGUGCGAGCGGCUUGGCGACGCCUUUUCCGCGCGCUUCGCCGAUCCCCUCGACCCGUGGAAUGAGCAAAAUGCGGUGAAGCUGGUGUAUCAAUUCCUCGUCCAGCGCCGCCCCGCCGCGGACGGUGAAGCGGAGGAAACCGAUCACGAACCCAUACGCUUUACCAAGGCGCUCGAGGCGCACAUGACGAGAUGGAUUAAACCUCGCGAAAUGCAAGGGGUGUGCGGGCGUGGGGGUCUUCACCCGGUGGGAUCCCCGCAAGGGGGGGUGUCGAGCUCCAUCCUCGCGGUCGUUCCGAUGGCAGACGGGGAUGCGCACAGCGAAGGGGGGCUGAUCUGUGGUGGGGUCGUUCGCGCGUUUGGGGAGCUCCUGCGUGUGCGGCGAUCCGCGAUGUUUGUGAAAGAAACCGCGCUUCAGUACUGCGAGUUGGGGACCGUCGUGCGGCGCGAUGCUCGGCUGGGGAACCUCCUCGAAAGCGUGGAGGCGUUGCUCGUGAUGUGCUUUCUUUAUGAACUCCGCGUCGUCGGCGCGGCGCGCUCGCACUGGCGGGAACUCCUCGAGUCCUGCCCUUCGAGCUUUCCUACAGUGCCCCUUUUUUGGGAGCUAAGCGACCUUCGCGAGCUGGUCGGGACGGAUAUACUGGAUGUCGUUCUACAACAGCGGGAGGAAUCGGAAAAGGUCGCCCAAACGAUUCAGUACUUCCUCCCGAUAAUUUGGGAGAACUUGUCGCCCACGCUGGGUGAAGUAACGUUUGAGGAGUUCACGUCCGUCUUCUCCGCGGAGUCCAUCUCGUUCGCCAAGGCCGUCUUCAAUUCCCGCGCGUUUAACCUCAACAUCGACGGGGAUGUGGUUCUCGCAAUGGUCCCGGUUGCGGAUAUGAUAAACCACCAGAACCGGACGGAUGUGCUGGUGCGUAAGGUGGAUGUCGAUGGUGGCGAUUUCGUGAUGCUUGCAGGCGCGCCUCUCGACGAGUCCGAUGUCGGACGAGAACUAUGGAUGAGCUAUGGUCCCCUUCAGAACUGGGAGCUCCUGCACAAUUACGGGUUUGUGAUGCCGCAGAAUGAGCACGACAAGUUGCCUUUUCCAUUUCAAGUCGCCCCUGCCGAUGAAGACGACACGUGGAGUUGUCGACGACACCUCCUCAUUGAAAAGUAUCACCUACAUCUGCAUGGCGAGUGUUGGCUGGCUGCGCAUGGGGUACCCUCGGAGGCGUUGCGCGCGCUACUCCGUGUGAAUCUAGCGCAGCCGGAGGAAUUCGAAGUGAUGGAAACUCACGGCCCUUUUACCCCUCUCUCUGCCACCACCGAAGUGGAAGUGGUGCAAACGGUUGAGUAUGUGGUGCAGUGCGUCCUGGAGCAGUUCCCCAACUCCCUCGACGAAGAUAAGGUAAUCCUAGCUGAAAUGAUAGGGGCAAUAGUCGAUACGGAGAGUUUUCAAGACGGUGAAGAUGGCGAUAACCCGCAUGCGCUCGAUAAUUAUAAGCUAUGUCUUCAAUUGCGUAUUGGCCUUAAAGAAAUUGCGCACCGGGCGCUGGAGUGGUGCAAGAGUGCGCGGGCAGGCAUCGAGGGGGAUAACAGUGGUUAA
Molecule: messenger RNA, 1779 nt
Organism: Phytomonas sp. EM1
Lineage: Eukaryota; Euglenozoa; Kinetoplastea; Trypanosomatida; Trypanosomatidae
Source: the annotation of a GenBank genome assembly